AUGUCCGACGCCGCGCACCCCCCGGUGCCCAAGGCCGCGCUCUACUACUACCCGUCGUCGAUCUGGUGUUCCGUCGCUCUCCUUGCAUUGGAGGAAAAGGGAUACGGCGCGGACGAAGUCGACCUCAAGGCGGUCGAUCUCGGCAAGGGCGAGAACUUUGCGCCCUCGUACCUGCGCAUCAACCCGAAGGCGACGGUCCCGACGCUCGUCGUGCCCCUCCAGAAGACGCUCUCCCCAGAGAUCGAGAGCCGCUACAAGGCGAUACAGGACACCAAGGCGAUCGUCGAGUUCCUGGACAAGUCGCGUUCGACGCAGUCGCGCACGCACACGACGUCGUCUGCGCCGUCGCCCGCGCUGAGCCCCGCGACGAUCGCGUUCAGCGCGGCGUCGAACAAGAUCGUGGACCUGCUGCACUCGGAGGCGGCGGACCCGGGGGCGCUGACGUACAUGAACGCGCGGGACGAGGGCGCGCUCAAGGUUCUCGCGCGGGCGCGGCUGCCGCUGCUGGCGGCGCGGCGGGACGCGCUGGAGCGGCUGCUCGAGGACAACGAGCAGGCGAAGAUCCGGGUGUCGGAGAAGACGCGGCACUUCUGGGAGGUGCGGAAGACCGCGACGGAGAAGACGUUGCAGGUGUACGCGGAUGCGGAGAAGGAGACGAGCGCACUGGAUGAGGCGGGGAAGGCGCGUCGGAAAGAGUUCUUUGAGUCGGCAAAGGCGGCCUGGAGAGGACUGAAGGAGGUGUUCGCGCUGUUGACGCAGGAGAUGAUUGGGCCGUACGUACUCGGGGACCAGCUGUCGAUCGCGGACCUGCACCUGGCAGCGUGGUUAGCGCGUCUGGCGGCGCUUAGCGGAGGGACAGUGUCUGAAGACGGGAACACGAUAGUCCGCAAGGUGGAAGAACACGUGGGAGGGGGGUUCAAGCUCCCGGUGGACUUUUUGGUUUCGGAGGCGCGUCGGCGAGCAGGGGUGGUUGUUUCGGAGACGGAGAGCACGGAGGAGCAGAGCCGGAUGGCGGCGUUCUGGGACGCGGUGCGAGAGCGGGGGAGUUUCAAGAAGGUGUACGGGGAGGGGCUGCACUGA
This is a messenger RNA of Sparassis crispa, 1080 nucleotides long. RefSeq lists its product as hypothetical. The record is from RefSeq and is a predicted model, not a curated record. The coding region runs from base 1 to 1080 and encodes 359 amino acids. The transcript has 7 exons. NCBI's taxonomy places the organism in Eukaryota, Fungi, Basidiomycota, Agaricomycetes, Polyporales, Sparassidaceae. Gene Ontology annotation, molecular function: glutathione transferase activity.